UCUGAGUACAAUCAGAAGGCAAGGAUCAGUCCAAAGUUCAUUUGCUGUGAAAUACCAACAUAGAGAGACACAGCAGAGAUUUGAGACAGGGGAACAGGACAAGAAGAUCUGAGGAUUAUGUGUUGGUGACAAAGACCGUAAAGGCAGAUUGGCAAAGACAGGAGAUAAAAUACAAGGUGCGUAGAAGGAUCCAGCUGGGACAUCUGCUUGAGCCUACGGCAGUUCUGAUUCUGAGACAAUGGACAUCCUUGAGACAGCUGCCUAUGACAGAAGGCAGAGGAGAAACAUGUCCUGUGCUCUCCUUUUUUCUCUCUCGCCUUUCUUUUUAUCCACAGCUGUGUACUUCUACCUGUGGACGCCUGACUCACCCGCUUCCAUCAUAUCUGCGGGUAUCAAAUCAGCACCAACACUCCUAUUGGCUGCAGCAGUGCUGAGCUGGAAUGGAGGGCAGAGUGUCUUGGGUGUGGCAGGAGGACUCCUCUUCUCUGCUGUUGGUGACUGCUGUCUGGUAUGGCCUGAGCUUUUUCUGCAUGGAAUGGGUGCAUUUGCUGUGGCUCAUUUGCUGUACUCACUCACCUUCCUCUCCAGUCGCUAUGUGGCACAUUCCUCUUCCUCGUCCUCCUGGAUCCGUUUUCUAUAUCUGAUCCUGUUCAUGGUGGGAGGAGGUUUCUACAUCUACAUUUAUCCAUUUCUGCAGAAGGCACCAAACUCAGACAUACUGCUUCCAGCUGUGGGGGUCUACGUUGUUUUAAUUUCUGUAAUGGGGGCAUUAGCCAUCAGAACCUGCCAUGCGGCAACACUGUUGGGAAGUUUGUCUUUCCUGGUGUCUGACCUGUCAUUGGCUCUGCAGGUUUUCAAGGUGACAGAUCCAAUUGAGCAUGGUAAUGCUAUUGUCAUGGUGACAUAUUAUUUGGCACAGCUACUAAUAGCUGUGGGUGAUGUAAAGGCAGUGGAGAAGGAUGACUUUGCAAAAUGGAAGAGGUCCUAAUCAGCAUCUCUGUGGAUAAGUCUGAAGUACCUCCAUCACCCUAAAACUACCUAUUAAUACUUUCGUAGGUCUUUGAGUUUUUUUUAUGUGAACCAAUCAAAGAAGGACAAAGAGGAAAAUAGGACAGUUCUUCUACUGGUCAGCACUUGACAGCUACAAGAGAUAAAAAGAGCAUUUUUCAAUGUCAAGAUAUUUUACUAUGUGUUUCCAGUUUGCAUUUGAAAUAUCAUACAAAUAGUCAUAACAUGUUAAAAUACCAUGGUAACAAAACUUAAAGAAAC
Molecule: messenger RNA, 1269 nt
Organism: Etheostoma spectabile (orangethroat darter)
Lineage: Eukaryota; Metazoa; Chordata; Actinopteri; Perciformes; Percidae
Gene: tmem86b
Product: transmembrane protein 86B
Exons: 3
Coding region: 239-988 (249 amino acids)
Cellular component (GO): membrane
Molecular function (GO): hydrolase activity
Source: RefSeq, a predicted model, not a curated record